AUGACAGCCGCUCCUUUAGAAGAGGAGACUGGAUCAGGUGGGGAGAGCAGCGAUGGGGAGCACAGGCAGAAAGGGCAGAACGGAGUAGCAUCAGGGGAAGCCCCUGAAGUGGUGUGGAGGGGUAGAGGGGAGGAGGACAAGACGGCAUUGGAGGCGGCUCAGAAGGCUGGGGUGGUAGUGGGCGAAGGAGGCGAGAGAGAGAGGAGUUGGGUGAGAGGUGCGCAGGAAGGGGCUGAGACUGAGGCCGAUUUUGCUCAAAGAGCGGCGCAGGGCGGAGGAGCAGGAGGAGGAGCAGGAGGAGGAGGAGCAGGAGUGGCUGUGGAGCACAUAUGCAGUGACGAGGAGGUGAGGAGAGGGGUGGAGGAGCUGAUAGGAGACGUGGUAGGUUGGGUGUGGCGAGAGAGAGAGGCGGAAGAGGCGUGUAUGGGGAGGCAUGUGCAUGGGGAGGGGCUGGGGCACAAGGGAUGGGUUCAGCAAGGUGGGAGUGUGCAGCAAUUGAGAGACAAUGGAGGGGCGGAGUUGUUGACGGGAGGUGGAGAGGAAGGCGAGGAGAGGGAGGAGGUAGUGGUGGUGGCAGGUGUAGGAGAGAGGGAGUCAGUGCUCGGUUGGGGAUUGGAGGGAGGGGAUGGGGAGUGGGGAGGUGAAGAGCUAGUGGGGGUGGGUGAGGGGAGUAGCAGCAGUGGAGAGGAGUGGGAGACGGAUUGUAGUGAGGAGGAGGGAGGAGGGGGAGAGGAGUGGGAGGAAAGGGAGGAGUGGGAGGAAGGGGGGGAGUGGGAGGAGUGGAAGGAGGGAGAGGAAGAAGAGAGGGAUAAGGAUGAGGAGGAAAUGGAGCGGCAUGAGCGGAAGCAGCAGCGGGAGGAAGCUGGGAGUGUGCACGAGGGGGAGUGGGGGGAGGGGGGGGAUGAGGGGGAGGAGGUGGAGGAGGAGGCGAAAGGCAGAGCAGACGGGAAUCAGACUUAUGGAAGUGACACUAGCGGAUGUGCUUCAAGAGGAGGACAGAUUGGCUAG
Molecule: messenger RNA, 1008 nt
Organism: Closterium sp. Yama58-4
Lineage: Eukaryota; Viridiplantae; Streptophyta; Zygnematophyceae; Desmidiales; Closteriaceae
Source: the annotation of a GenBank genome assembly